AUGAUCAGCGAUAACUCACUAGACCGGCUUCACCACACCUACUUAAAAAUAAGCGAGCACUUGAAUUACCUGGAGUCCAAAUUGCCUCUGGAUGUCCCGAGAACCUAUUAUACGGCCCUUGAGAUGUCCAUGGGCUUGGUGGAGAAAGGUAUUGAUGCCGUAAACAACUUCAAGAGGCAAGUGACCCCAGUCACUGACAAGGUGGCCGAAACCCUGUACUCCAUUGUGGCUCCCUUCGCAAACUCGGUCUUGGAGAAGAUGGGACCGUAUUCUGAAGUCCUCCAUCGGGCCGUCAGCACCUCAGUUGAGAGACUCAACCCGAGGUUGAGCGAGAAGCUCAAGAAGCUUCUGGAAAAGCUGACCAAAGAGUUGGCUCCAUUAGUCCAAACCCUCCAGAAUGAAUUACAAGAAUUAAAGGCUUCCUUACAACCAGCUACUGACCACGUCCAGAAGAAGGUGAAGGAAAGCUUGGAAAGAAUCAACCAGGAGUUGCAACCAUAUCUUGCUCCCAUUCUUGAAACCCUUGAAAAAUAUACCAAGGCCUCUCCAGUUGAACCGUGA
Molecule: messenger RNA, 561 nt
Organism: Notechis scutatus (mainland tiger snake)
Lineage: Eukaryota; Metazoa; Chordata; Lepidosauria; Squamata; Elapidae
Source: RefSeq, a predicted model, not a curated record